UCCUCGACCGUGUGCGAUUCUUGUUCUUUUGGCGUUGGGGCGCACCGACGACGCCGCGUCCUUCUCUGAUCUCUCUUUCGCCCCGUCCUCCUUCUCUUCUGCUCAUGAUUUGACGACUUGCAAGCUACCUCAUUCAUUUCUCGAUCCCACCGCCGCUCGUACGAUCUCGAACGGGAUAGCAUACAUACCCCAACCUUCAAUUCGAUCAAGACCCCAAUCAACGCCAACGGAGACACGCAUCGGAUACCACAUCAUAGCAAACAGCCUAGCAGCGACAUUGAUACCGGCAUCAUCACAUUAACGCACAUCUACAGAAAAUAAGGAGCAAUGAGCGACACACCUUCUGAGACUGCCACCGAGAAGGAGAAUGAGGCGCCAUCGGUGGGCGCAAACGUGCACUGCGACGACCUCAACCCAAAGGCUUCGUCAAACCAUCAGCACUUGACCGAUUCCUCAUCGAUGCCACCCGCUUCGGCAAGAGAAUCGACGACUGCGACGUUUGAGAGCAGCGGAAUGGGCGUUGAGCAGGAGCAGGAGCCUCCGAUAACGACGACAUACACGACCAACAAGAAACCGACAUCGACUACGACCAAGACCACGACUACGACCACGACUUCGCCAAAGAGGGCAAAGAGGGGCGUUGCCUCGUCCUCGUCCAAUUCGAAGCCCUUUUCUGACUCGGCAAGGAAGAGAGACAGCGUGCAGGCGCUUGGAUCCAUCAGCCACCUGCAAAGAUUUUACAAUAGCCAUGGACUGGCAAGCAAGCAGAAACCGGCUGGAGGUGGCGUGCUGGCGAUUGGCCACGCGGCUGAGCGGGCCUUGGACGAUCCUCUAGCUCGGCCAACCCCUGGCGACGACGAUACCGCAGGAAGAGGACGAGACCUCGCUUUGGCUGCUCUGCAAGGAAGACAUGACGAAAACAAGGAGGGGCGGGUCGCUGAACAUGGUAAAGGUGAUGGCGAAGGCGACGACGGCCCCGACGACGAUGAUGAGGACGAUGAAGACGACCUUCUCCGACCUGAAGAUCUGCAGAUGUCACGAUACAAGAAGCCGCUGCCGUAUCCCGACGUGGGCAAGCAGCUCGAUGCUGACCCUCGAAUCUUACGGCCCGGCGUUCUGGCUGCGCUCGAUGAGACGUGCCAGAAGUGGGGUCUGAUGGACCUCAUCAAGACAGCUGGCGAAGAAGAUGCGCGACAUCUCUCCGGCUCCCUCUCUCGAAGACCGAGCUCGAGUGUGCCUUUGGAACAGCAGCAGGCAAAUAAUGGCGAACCGGUGGACAUAGACGAGCUCCUCAAAAGCACUUCGAACACGAUUCGCAAGGUUCGAACUUACCUCUUUGCCCUACCUGCGGACUCGAUUACACCUCGCGGUGCUGCUGGCCCUAUGUCCUCAAAGGAAGGUGCCCUAGGCCCCUCUGGUCGCACACUCAAGCCGAAAGAUUCCUUCAAACGCCAGAGCAGCUUCAUGGGCCUACCUCGAGGCACCGGAAGCAGCAGCGGCAUGCCUAGUGCGUGGAAGAGCAGGCCAGAGAUCCCUUUCGCUCCGGCAAAACCGAUCCAAGGGGAGCAACUUGAUCCUUUUGAAACGUUGGCUGCACAACGCCGAAGAAGCUCAGUCACAGGAGACGGCGUCAAAGAAGUUAAUCGAGCAGGUUCCAUGUCAAGAAUGUCAUCCGCUGCAGACGUCAACAAGACGGUAGACAAGAGCAAAGAGACACCGCUGCAGCAACAUCAACAACAGCAACAGGACGCAAACGAUCCCCUCGUCCUCGUCCGCACUUCUUCCCUCAGUGUCCUUGGAGCGAUGCGCGAGCUCGACGAGAGGACGAAGGUCGCGAGCACCGAGGAUGUGAUGAGCGAGGUCAAGGGUCAUGAAGUGAAGCGCAAUGUUGCGUUGCUCUCUGCAUCCUUUGCAAGCCCUUCGACGUUGACCGUCGAUCUGACGGGAUCUUCGACAGGCAUGUUCUCAUCCUCGACAGCGAGCAAUGCCAGCACAGAGGAUGUGACAGCGGCCUUUCCACCUCGAGAAAGAGUUGCCCUGUCGUCCCUUCGAAAGGAGAGAGAGGUUGUCAAGGAGUAUUUGACAACGGUUAAUAACGUCCUCGCGCUGGUGUCGCAUGGACCCGGGAAACGGACGAGAACGAGGACUUCUUUGGCGAACCUUCAGCAGAGGUCACUAGGAAGGAACCUGGGACUCGGGUCCGCCCCUGGUCUGACAAUUGAUCGCCUUUCGAGGAGGAAUCAGUCAGCCUCGGUGGGUGACACCCCGGCAAUCAGGGUGCAACUUCAUGGUCCCGAGCAGGGUGACAAGGCGCAAGACACACUUGGCAUGGGCGCUGUCAGCAUCGACGAUUCGAUCGAUGAGGGUGAUGCCGAUCUCAUCUUGACGGGAGCAGCAGGAGAAGAAGAUCUUCCUCCGUGGGCCCGCGCAGGCCAAGACUAUCCCGGUGGAUCUAUCGCCCGCGCCCGCGACCUCCUCAUCGACAUGCUUCCCUCCGACUUGGCAUUGGAGGUGCCUCUGCUGGACGAGGUCGAUUCCUCGCAUCCCUACACGCAAAAGGAAGAAGACGACGAAGAUUUUGACACCCCCAGCACUGGCAAAUUCGCCUUCCUCAGCGCGCUUUCCAACGGCCAGUUGCUCUGCUUGGCCUACAACGAGGCGCUGCGCCAGAGCAAGCGUCCCUGGGGAUUCAUUCAGCCUCAGGACAUCCACGAUGUCAUGACGUAUGAGCGCGCAGCGCGAGAAGCGCGAAAGAACAAGAGCGCUCAGGAGCGCAUCGAGGAGAAGCUUGAAAGGGAGGAAAGGAAAAAGAAGGGAGAGACAAGCACGUCUGGCACAAAUAGCAGCCUGGGCUGGACAUUCAGACGGACCGAGAAUCUACGGGUCUGGACGGCUGCGCUUCGUCUCCGUUACCUGUUGUCCUUCUCCGGUUCGCAACAGGUGGUGGCGCCAGCUGCUGCAAGCACGAGGCGAAUGUCCUCAUUCACUUAUGGGAGCGCCAGCAAUACGUCGAAGGAGGACCUUGCGCUUGUCGAGCUGUCCUCAUCUGGGAGUGCCGUGCCACCACAAGCGACACCACUUCCGCCUCUUGCGCCAGUGUUUGAUCCCAAAAGCGUGGCCAGAAAGCAGUUGGGUACACCGUGGCUCGAUAUGCUCGAAGAAGCCCUCUGCAGGUGGGCGCAGGCCGUGGUAUCUGAGGAGCUGGAAACGGACUCGGUCUAGUAGUUCCAGUCUCCCUCUUCAAUCAACCGAAAGCCAAAAGAAGAUGAUGAGAAGAAUUCCUAUUGCAGUGAUCCCU
Messenger RNA from Acaromyces ingoldii, 3298 nucleotides. RefSeq lists its product as hypothetical. Lineage: Eukaryota; Fungi; Basidiomycota; Exobasidiomycetes; Exobasidiales; Cryptobasidiaceae. Bases 328 to 3222 code for a protein of 964 amino acids. The record is from RefSeq and is a predicted model, not a curated record. The transcript is spliced from 2 exons.